AUGAGUAUUGCCCUCAACUGGAUCAAGAUUUGCAUCAGGACACAAGUCAGUAGAUCCUAUCGUCAACCUCCAUUUUUUUGGGAAGGCUUUGGACCUUAUUCUACUAGCAUAAAGAAAGUUGAGAAGGAAAUCGCCAAGAAGAUUAACGAUUUAUGUGGUAUCGAGGAAUCUGAUACUGGUUUAACUGCAUCUAGCCAGUGGGAUCUUGUUUCCGAUAAACAAAUGAUGCAAGAGGAGCAGCCUCUACAGGUUGCAAGAUGCACAAAGAUUAUUAGCCUAAAUAUUGAAGAUGCCAAAUAUGUCAUAAAUGUUAAGCAAAUUGCCAAGGAGAGCAGCAUUGAACGAGAUGACAUCAAGGAACCUUUCACAGAGGUAUCAAUGUUUAAGAAGAACUAUGAUCAUUUAACGAAGGACACUUAUUUUGGCAUGUAUAAGGAGGCAACCCGUGGCAAUCCGAACUACUUUUUGACCUAUGGAAAUGGGAAAUCAGCUGCUCGAGUCCAAGACCAUCUUCGUCCCAAUGGUGCGCACAGGUGGCACAAUUACAUGAAAACUCCAAACGAGAUCAAAUUGGAAGAGGCUGCUGUUUUACAUUACACAUAUUCCAAGUUUUCUGACUUGACUUCUAGGCGGGAUCGUUGUGGUUGUAAGCCUACGAAGGAGGAUGUCAAGCGAUGCUUUAUGUUGGAAUUCGAUAGAUCUGCAUUUAUAAUUGCUUCAACUGCCACAGAGGAGGAGAUGUUAAACUGGUAUCGAGAGCAUGUUGUGUGGACUGAUAGAACUCUCAAUUUGAAAUUGUUGAGGAAGGGAAUCUUAACUCGCAUAUAUGCUCCCAUGACCAUCAUUCAAGGUUUGAGGGAGUCUGGCGUAUUUGGAGCUGUCAUUGCAUCCGCUCAAGGAUCUCUCUCCAAGGACAUGUUUUUAGCUUCCGUUGACAGCAGUAAUUCCUCAAGGACGACUUCUGGUUCUGAAUCAUUUUCAUCGAGGAAGAUAGGUAGGAGCAUAGAGUAUCAGGCGAUAGCUAGAAGAACUCUUAAAAUUAUUCCCUUUGCACCUCACGAACCAGCUUUCCCACCAUUGUCUCCCCCAAUCAUGGAUGACGACCACCUUAUAAUUGAAGCAUAA
Messenger RNA from Fraxinus pennsylvanica, 1125 nucleotides. NCBI's taxonomy places the organism in Eukaryota, Viridiplantae, Streptophyta, Magnoliopsida, Lamiales, Oleaceae. The record is from the annotation of a GenBank genome assembly.